AUGCAAGCACAUAACCUGCUGUCGAGGAACACUAACGAUAUCAGAAGAAAUAACAAUCAAGCACAACUCAAUGAUGGCACUAGUUCGGUUGGUCGUCCUUCGUUAAUUAUUUCAAGGAAGCAAGUCGAGUAUUUGAUGGAUUGCAAUUUCACAGUCAAAGAGAUGAGUGACAUACUCGGCGUAUCCAAAAGAACAGUUGAAAGAAGAACGAGUCAAUAUGAGCUAACAAACAUGAAUAGGUUCACUGCAAUAAAUGAUGAGCGAUUGGAUGCCAUAGUGAGUGAAAUCAAAAGCUCGUCACCGGAUUGUGGUUCCAAAUUAUUAUCUGGAUAUCUUCGAGCAAGAAAUAUCCAUGUUCAAAGAAGGCGUGUUAGGGAAUCCCUAACUAGGGUUGAUCCAUUGGGUAUUCAAGCUCGGCGUUGUAGAACAGUUCAUCGAAGGGUCUAUAAUGUUUCACGUCCUCUUGCUUUAUGGCACUUUGACGGAAAUCAUAAACUAAUACGCUGGCGCUUGGUUGUGCACGGAUGUGUUGACGGGUAUACCCGCAUACCUGUGUACUUAAAGUGCAGCAACAACAAUAAGGCGAACACUGUUCUAGCACUUUUUGUAAAGGCUGUAGAUGAUUGGGGCCUCCCAUCAAGAGUGCGAUGUGACAAGGGAGGAGAGAAUGUCGAUGUUGCUCGUUAUAUGAUUAAUCAUCCGAUGCGAGGGCUAGAUCGUGGGUCUGCAAUAACUGGCAAAAGUGUACACAAUCAGCGGAUAGAGCGGCUGUGGCGUGAUGUCUUUCAGGGAGUGUUGAAACCGUUUUACAUUCUUUUCUAUUUAAUGGAAGAUUAUGGCAUACUAGAUCCUUGCGACGAAACUGACCUAUGGUGUCUUCAUUAUGUAUUUUUGAAGGAAAUAAAUGAUUGUUUAUCUCGUUGGGUUGAAGCAUGGAUACGACAUCCACUAAGAACUGAGCACAAUCGAAGCCCUUUGCAGCUUUGGAUCACUGGCAUGCGUUGGAGUAGUAUAAAUGUCCCUCAACCAGACAGCAAUAACUGGGACCUUUUUGGUAUUGAUUGGACUGGUCCUAUACCCAUGGGGGAUGAAGCCAUUGCAACUACACUGGAAGUCCCGGAAACAGUAUUUCCAGUGGCCGAUGAAAUGAGAAUUGAGUUGAAUGAAACUUUAUCCGAAAUAAGCAGCCAUCACGGAGAUGACAUUAUGGAACAAUAUUACGUUGUACGAAAUUGCGUUAGAGCAAUAAUUUCAGAACAACGUGGACAAACAACAUAG
Molecule: messenger RNA, 1278 nt
Organism: Paramuricea clavata
Lineage: Eukaryota; Metazoa; Cnidaria; Anthozoa; Malacalcyonacea; Plexauridae
Source: the annotation of a GenBank genome assembly